This is a messenger RNA of Neolamprologus brichardi, 10096 nucleotides long. RefSeq names its product bromodomain adjacent to zinc finger domain, 2A (gene baz2a). Gene Ontology annotation, cellular component: rDNA heterochromatin. Gene Ontology annotation, molecular function: protein binding; DNA binding. NCBI's taxonomy places the organism in Eukaryota, Metazoa, Chordata, Actinopteri, Cichliformes, Cichlidae. The record is from RefSeq and is a predicted model, not a curated record.
UGUUCGCUCUGUUCUGUGAUCAUGGCUGCACCGGACCACACCAGCCAUGUUUGCUAAUUUAAAACCCAAAGGUUAGGGGAAUAGUUGUUUAUUAUUUAUCGCCUUGCCAUCUUCACCCGCACAUCCGUUAAGAAGAACGUUUAGAGACACCUGCGCCUUCGGGACCCGAGGACUGAAAGAUGGAUUCAAAUAAUCAUUUCAACUAUGGCACUCACUCUUCAGCAAACUCAGGACUGAAACUCUCCUCAGGGGAUUCUCUUUAUACUAACGGGUCCUCCAUGAGUUUUCCUCAGCAGGGGAAGAAUAUGAAUGGCGAAAUGAAUGUGAAUGGCGUCACUACUGUACUCGGAUCCAGUGUCCCUGGUUCCCACCCACCAUCGGCCCCUUAUCCACACUUGAGCAACCACCACCAGAGCAGCGUGGGCUAUGACUACUUGUGGGGAGGGCACCCUCAGUAUGGCCCAGCUGUGAGCAACUCUCCUGCGCAUGGGAUGCAUCAGAAGCAGUCUACACCUGGGAUGGUUCAGCCUCAGUCACAGCACCACUUCCAGGGUCAUGGACAGUACCAGCUGAAUGGGGGGAUAGAAAGCUCCCAUCAGGCCCCUGUGGCAGGCCCAGCGAACAUGCCUCUCACGGGGAACCAGUACUGGAACAGGAGUAACCCUGGCACCCAGCAGAUGAGUUAUAAUUCCCAUGGCAUGUAUGGGACCUACCAGAGUCAAGCACAUCCUGGGAUUACACCACCACAGCAUCACCAGCAGCAGUCCUUACAGGCAACCCCUCAUCAGGCAUCACAACAACACUUCCAUUCCUCCCAGCCUCUCCCACACCACCGCCACCAGCAGCACCAGCAACCACAGCAUUACGGCAUGAUGCCGAAUGGGAUGCCGUAUUACCAGCAUCAGCCCCAGCACCCGUCCCUGUCAUCACCCCAGCAGCAGCAGCAGCCGCCACCACAACAGCAAACUCAGCCACAAGCCCAGGCUCAGAUGAUGCCUCCAGCUUCUCAGAAUUUCACUCCUCCACGUGGCAGCCCGCAGCACCACAGCUUAGGCAGAGGGAGCACUGGCAGCCCUCUGCCCGUGGGGAUGUCCUCGGCACAAAUGAUGUCACCAUCAGCUGUGCAGGAUAGUGGAUCUCCAAAGGGCCACAGCAGGGAACGGAGCCCCCACUCUAGCAAUGUGGGGAUGUCCUCUCCAAUGCAAGGGCAUACGAGGGAAACUGUCAGGGAGGUAGACACAAGCUACAACGGCAGUGAUAGGUCACCUGUUGCCCAGAGGCUACCCAAGACUGAUAGUCACCAAUCCAAACCUCCUGCUGCUCAUGUGGGUCCUCCGAGUGAUUAUCGUCAGCUUUCGGAACAGCCAGCAGCUCAGCGCCCAGAAAUGUCUUCCCCAGUCAGAGAUCCAGCUGUUAACCCACCUCCUCAGUCGCAGCUCUCUGUGGCUACAGCAAAUACAUCUGUUUCUUUAACCAAGUCCUCAACACCACCUCAGGUGUCUGCAGCUCCUGCUUUCUCUGGAUCUCCUACAUCUGAGGCUGGACCCACUAUAAUUUCGUCUCCUGAUGUAGAAUCUACUUCACCACAAAUAUCAACACCUCCCAGUGUAUCCUUUGCCCCAUCUCCAACAGCUGCUCCCAGGCUCUCUUCUCCUCCCCUGAUGGUUCAAGGCCUCAGGCCUCCCCCUCCUGGCAUGAGUGAUAUAUCACCUGCAGGAUUCAAGCAUCUGUUAGUGGGGUCUUCAUCCACCUCAUCGCUUCCUGUAUCACCUUCAAAACUGUCUACACCUCUUGCUUCGACUGAUAGUUUGUCUAGACCUGCAGCAGUUUCUUCAGUCUCUUCAUCAUUGGAGUCUGCAUUUCAUCAAAAGCCUGCAACUGUUUCUGGACUUCCUGUACAACAGUCGCCUCCUUCCAUAGUGUCUGCAUCUACUUACUCUGCACCCAGCUUGUUGGUUGAGAGGCAAAUGGUUCAAGAAUCUAAGCCACCUUCGAUGCCACCACGUUUCUCUGAUGCAUCUGGAGGUCAGCAUGAAAAGCCCAGACCCCCAAAACUGAUUUCUGACUCUGUGGCUGCAAAUUCCUCAUCUGGCGGUUUAGCUCCAUCUCAGAUGUCUUUAUCGGGACCUUCAACCCUAACACCACCUGGCCCUUGCUCAUUACCAUCUGCAUCACCCUCUUCAGUGGAAAAAAAUCCUCUAGUCGGCAGUGAACCAGCAUCCACACUGCAGGGUCAGAAAUACACUCCUCAAGCUGUUGAUUCGGGUCUUUCCAUUGCUUCAUCACCACCAGGGGGCAUGAAUUUGCCCUCGAUCACAGACCAUGUAAGUCCUACAGUGAGACCUCUUUCUACCCUACCUCUUCUAACCACUCAAGCCUCCAGGACUGCACCCCUGCCCAGCCCUCCUGCCUUGGUGUCUGUGCCUCCUGUAACGGGUACAUCUUCUGGAGUGGUCCAAAGUUCUGACCUUGAGCGACAUCCUCCUAACACCGCUCCUCCUCGUGUGCUAAAGCAGUCACCUUCCAAGUCUGAGCACCAUGGCCAUUGUGAGGACAGGAAAGCACUAGCUGAUAAAAGAAAUGAAAACGCAGAGGAACACCUCCCUUUGCUUGAUUCAGGCCUGGUAAGGAUGCCACAGCUGGAAGCACCUGAGAGUCAUAAAUCUGAAAGUCAGCCACCCAAAUCCCUCUCUGAGCUUCCUGGGAAAACUUUACAAACCACACUCGCUCCUGAUCAAAAGCCCAAGAAUGGGCAAACAGAUUCUGAAAAUCACCACAUGCCAAGUGAUGGCUGGGCAGCAGAGGACUGCACGAUAGACCAAGCUCCUCUCAGAAAGUCUCCACACCUUAGCAGGACAAGCUUUGCAAACUCUUCGCAUCCGGCCUCUCAGUAUGACGGCAAUUCAACCUGCAACACCCCCUCUGGAAUCAGUGUCGACUCUACUUUAGAAAAGACCUCUCUUUUAGGCGGUGAUAGCUCAUGGAUAGAGGACUCGACUCACUUUGACAACAGCUUUCACAUGAGAAAGGGCAAUUCUCAGUUUGACAACACUUCCUGCGCAGAAGAGGAGCCAUCUAGCAUAUUUGACAACUCUGUAGAUAGCAGCUUUUCUGUGGAAGACUCCAGAGACAACACAUUAGACUCCACCAGGGAAGGAGAGACCUCAGAAGCAGAAGAAACCAGGAACAGCUGUGAAAUUACAGGAGAAUCAGUGAUGGAGUCUUCUCUAGACAACACCUCUCAGACUGAAGAGCCUCCUGUUGAUUUGAGUGAUGUGUCCAACACACACUCUUUUGUGUCAUCUCAGCAAGGACCUGAAGCAGGCUGGGAUCCCAGAGGACAUGAUACACUAGACUCAUCUGGAGGCAUUAAUACUAAAAUUGCUGCCGAUGACACAAUGACACCACCAAGUUUCAAGAUGAGAGACGAGAACUUCAUCGCCUUCAGUACCCCAGCACAGAGCCCUGCUGUACACCCACUCCAACAAGUUACUGAUCAGACUUUGCCAGCUGCCGGAGGAAAUCUGAAAACCCCAGGGAAACCACGCAAACCUCGAACUACUAAGGCAAUAUGGAUUAAACCUGCAGCGGAGGUUCAGCCGAAGUCUCGGGGUCGAACCCCAAAGGUGGAGAAAAUGAAGUCUAACGAACAGGAAGAGACUAAUGUGGAGCCAGCUAAGGGCAGAAAGAGAAAGAAGUCUCUAAAGGUUGAUGCGCACGAAACAUCUGGAGAGGCUGGGCCUUCCACAGAAGAGGUUGAUCCAAUAACAGCCACGAUUGACGCUGUUUUGGCCAACGCUUCAUCUAUCAGCGCAACAGUCGAGAAAGCCAAGAAGAUGAAAAGGGUGAAGAAACAAGAUGCAGAAACAGCUGCUGAUGAUGCUGAUGAAAACGACGACAGCUCCACUGCAGGUGAAUCUGGCAGACGAAGAGUGGCAACAGAGGAGCAGGUCCAGUUCCCUCUGCUGCACGGUUGGAAGAGAGAGAUUCGUGUGAAGAAAAUGGAGAACCGGAUGAAGGGCGAAACUUGGUACUAUACUCCUUGUGGAAGGAGGAUGAAGCAGUUUCCAGAAAUUAUCAAGUACUUGAAGAAACACACAGACAGUGUGGUCACGCGAGAACACUUCAGCUUCAGUCCACGCAUGCCUGUUGGAGACUUCUACGAAGAGAGAGAAACUCCCGAGGGUGUGAAGUGGGUCCUUCUGGCUAAUGAGGAAGUUCCCUCUAUGAUCAUGGCCAUCACUGGUCGGCGUGGUCGACCUCCAAAUCCCGAUAAAGAAAAACCUCGCAGGGUUCGUGGGGUAAAGGGAGGACAGGCCCGUCGCCCCGGUAGACCUCCUAAACCGAAGAUGAUUGAUUUCCUUAGCAAGGUUGAUGCCAAGCUGCUGAAACGACUUGAGGCCAAGGAAGCUCUCACAGAGGAGGAAAAGGAGAAAUUGGCUAAAAUCAAAAAGAAAAUGAAAAGAAAGGCAAGAAUGAAGAGAAGGGAGGAUGCAAAGAUUAAGAAAAUGAGAGAUGAAAAAAAGAGAGCGAAGCUCGAGCAAGAGGCCCAGCACCUAGAGGCAAAGGCUGAACCAACUGACCCAUCAGCGCCACAGGCUUCACAGCCGGCAUCAGAGUCUGCUGCAGAGCCUAAGAAUCUCGGCCGGAGGAGGUCAAUUAAGGUUGAGCCCCCCCCACCGGUUCAGCAGACUGACACGGAAAGGGUGGCCCAGGGUAAGAGGGUGCUGGGGGCUCGGAGUAAAGCCAAGGCCCUGGCUAAAGCUCAGGCGGAGGCAGAGGCUGCAGCUCAGGCUGUUCUGGCUGCUAAGAGGGCAGCAGAGCGGAGAGCACAGGCCCAGCGACGGAUGGAGGAGCGGAAGAGGCAGCAGUUGAUAGCCGAAGAGCUGAAGAAGCCCACAGAGGAUAUGUGUCUCACUGAUCACAAACCCCUCCCAGAGCUGUCCCGUAUUCCUGGUGUGGUGCUUUCUGGAACAGCUUUUGCACACUGUCUGGCUGUGGUAGAGUUCUUACACGGUUAUGGAAAGGUGAUCGGUCUCAACAUACCCAAGGACAUCCCCAGCCUUGCUACCCUGCAGGAAGGCCUCCUGGGCCUGGGUGACAGCCAAGGAGAGCUGCAGGAUCUACUGAUAAAGCUGGUAGAGGCUGCACUACAUGAUCCAGGCCUACCAUCGUAUUAUCAGUCGGUAAAGAUCCUUGGGGAAAAGCUGGUUGAGUUGGAGCUGACCCGCAGCACAGUUUCAGAAGUACUUCGCAUUUUUUUGGAAGCUCAUGGCUAUGAGACAGAAGUGUGCAACACCCUGAGAACCAAACCAUUUCACGCCCUGCCUCCUGACACAAAGGCAGCCAUCCUGGGUUUCCUUGUGGAAGAGCUUAACAGCAGUAACACUGUGAUCAAUGAUAUUGACAACACAGUGGAGAAUAUGACAACCUACAGGAAGAACAAGUGGAUCAUUGAGGGGAAACUCCGAAAGCUGAAGGCGGCGCUAUCACGUCGUACAGGACGCUCAGAGGAAGAGCUGUGUUUUGAGGAGAGGAGGCGUAGUGCAAGAGUAGCUGAGGAGGAGAACCUCAGCCUGGAGGAGAAUGGUGUAAUCCUUGAGAGAGGGAACCGCCGUGCACGCAAAGAAGAACCCAAACUCAGUGAUAGCGAGAGCCCUACCAAUGCUAGCAUUCCAGAGCUUGAAAGGCAGAUAGAUAAGCUAACUAAGCGCCAAGCGUUUUUCCGUAAAAAGCUGCUACAGUCUUCUCAUUCCAUGCGGGCCAUACUGCUGGGGCAGGACCGUUACCGGCGCAGAUAUUUGGCCCUACCUCACCUUGGAGGAGUUCUCGUCGAGGGUCCUGAAGAGCUGCUGACUUCUGGAGAAGUCCUUAUAGCGGAGGUGCCUGUCACCUUCCUUAAAAAAGAGCCCAAAAAAGAGCCCAAAGUUGAGGAAGCUCCCUUGCCAACCACUCCUCCUCCUACUCUGCCUUCCUCUCCGACUUCUGCGACCCCAGGCCAGGCCCAGACCUUCUCUGUGGAGGAGGAGGAUCCCCUCCCGGGCACUGCAUCCCUCAUGAGCAGGCCGAGAGGACGCGGACGUCCCCGGAAAAUCAAACCUGAAGUCGAGCUUCACCUCCGCACAGCAAAAAUCCGCCGCCGGCGUAGAAGUAGCGUCAGGUCCCGGAGUGAGGAAGGGCCAGGAUCACCAAAUAGCGGGACACAAGACCUCACACAAGCGGCUUUCCAGAGCUGGCUCAGCCAAUCACAGGAAGCAGUGAUGAAUGGCACAUGCUCAUCAGCAGGGGAAGCUCCAGAGGGUAAUCGACCAGAGGAGAGUGUUAAAGAGAUGGCAGAGAAGCAAGGACAAUGGUUCAACCUGCUCCCCAAACAACCGUGUGAUGAUAACUCUCUGACUGAGCUCCAGACGCCCACUUCACCCAGCUCACCCCCCAAACUUCUCCCGCAGAUCCCGAGUGCUCUGUCUGCACUUACUGCUCCACUCGUGCAGCCGGACCCACUUUUGCCUUGCCUACCUCCUGCUGACCCUGUGGUUCCAGCACCACCAGCACUACAGGACAUUCCACCUACAGGCCCUGGUUGUGCUGUCCCAGCCAGUUCUCCACCAACAAACCCUCAGCUCCUUCCAACUCCCAAUCCUCCAGCUCCAUCCACUCCUGCCACACCUGCCAGGCCAGCUCGCAGGCGAAGGAGAGGCAGCAGAGGCAGCAGUCCUGCCCGCAGAGGGCCCCGUGGAGCUGCAGCAAAACGCCGCGGCCGCCCACCAAACUCAGUUUUCCAGGAGCUUGAACAGCAGUACUUCACACAGCUAGUGGUCAAGCCUAUCCCAGCAUCAAUGGUGCGUGGCUGGUGGUGGAUCAAGACACCAGAGGAACUGUAUAUCACCUUGCAGUCCCUCCAUCCAAGAGGCAUCAGGGAGAAGGUGCUCCAUAAGCAUUUAGCCAAACACAUGGAGAGCUUGGCCGAGAUAUGCACCAAACCGAUUAACGACCCAAUAUUUGAGUUGAAGGUAGAAGAGAAGGAUGCUCUGCUAGAGGCUCUGCAGCAGCCCUGGCAAGUGCAGGAGAAAACAGUGGAGACAGACAUCAUCGCACUACAGUGGGUGGAGGACCUGGAACAGCGGGUUAUUGCUGCUGACCUCCACUUGAAGGCACUUCCUCAGAGCGCUAUGACCGAUGCUGAAACAACCACAGACGCACCAAUGGCCGAAUUUCAGCCCUACACAAUCCCAGAUCCAGACUCCACACGCGAUGACCUCCAAUACUACGAACAUGACGCUGACCCACGUGACGACUGGAUCGUGCGAACCAAGAAGGAGUGGUCUGGCUUGCCGCGAAUCGCCACUCACCCGCUGGACCUGGGCGUGCUGCGGCUAGCCAACCUCGAGCGAAACAUCGAGAGACGCUACCUGAAGGAGCCGCUCUGGAACCCCGCAGAAGUGAUGCGCCUCGCUCCUCUCACCCCCACACCUGGAGAGGAGCAUCCCAUGGAUGUCAUCAGUCUGGAAAGUGAAAUCACGUCUCGACUGCGGACAUGGCGUCAGGCUUUAGACCGCUGCCGUAGUGCUCCCCAGCUGUGUCUGUGUUUACUUCAGUUGGAAAAGGCCAUUGCUUGGGAGAGAUCUGUGACUAAAGUGACCUGCCAAGUUUGCAAGAAGGGAGACAAUGAUGAGUGCCUGCUGCUGUGCGACGGCUGCGAUCGUGGAUGCCACAUGUACUGCUUGCGGCCUAAAAUCACCCAGAUUCCAGAGGGAGACUGGUUUUGUCCCACUUGUGUCGCUAGGGAUGAAGACGAUUCACUGCGCUUGUCCAAAAAGCGCACCAGGGUGAGGAAGAGACGUUACGAAGACGACAGCUCCGAGGACGAGGUGACAACACGACGCAGUGGCGGAAUGAUGACACGGCACAAAGACGUGGCGACACCUCCCUCGUCUUCUCGUCACUCCGGAGAAGGAAGCAGCGCUAAACGGCGCCGCAUGACAACACGCAACCAACCCGACCUCACCUUCUGCGAGAUCAUUCUAAUGGAGAUGGAGGCUCAUGCAGACGCCUGGCCAUUCCUUGAACCUGUCAAUCCCCGACUGGUGCCAGGUUACCGCCGAAUCAUCAAGAACCCCAUGGACUUCCUCACCAUGAGAGAAAGACUGUUACAAGGAGGGUACCUCAGCUGCGAGGAAUUUGCAGCAGAUGCUCAGUUGGUCUUCAACAACUGUGAGCUCUUCAAUGAAGACACGUCAGAGGUGGGAAUGGCAGGACAUUCGAUGAGGCGUUUCUUUGAGAGCCGCUGGGCGGAGUUCUACUCAAAUAAGGACAAAUAGGAGCCUACGACGAUCCCCGCUGAUGGUGGGGCUGUAGACUGUUGGUGCUUUCACCGUCCCAGUCGCACACUCUCCAUUACUGCUAAGACUGUCUGGAGUUUCUUCCAGCUAUGUGUAUUCUCUGUAUAGGUAUAUAUGUAUAGAUUUUGGCUAUUUGUCUGUUAUUGUUUCCUCUACCGGCCUAACCUUUUUCUAAGGGCCCAAAGCUGAACUGGGUUGAACUUGUACCCAUUCCCCAUCGCAGAUAGCGAGAACGAGUCUCUGUUCACCUUCCAUUGUUCCGUGUCUCUGCAUCUUCACCUCAGCACCUCAUUUUUGUUAGCGUUCUCCUGUCAUGUCCUUUCACGUGAGCCCCAUGUCGUAGCAAGGCCUUUGGUCAAGCCCCGCUGUGGGUUGAUGACGCGGUCUCAGGCCCUGAGUAUUUUGGCCCUCAGACUCACCCUGAAGGUCAGGGACUGAUCACACUAUUGCAGCCAUCAUGCUGGAUACUGGACCUGCUUAGCCACCACUCAAUGACUAAACGUAUCGAAACUCUUCAGAGCUUGGGCCAUUUCUUACCUGUUCAUUGGAAAUGUAAUGUAACGUGGUCUUAUGCCUAGAAGUAAUUUUUUUGCUCAAUAUAUUUUUAUUAUAUAUUCUAUAUAUAAAUAUAUAUAAAGAUUACAAUAGCUGGGAUUAUUUAAUAGCAAUAGCUUGUAGUGAAUGUGUACAGAUUACCUUAUAGAGAUGUCUAGAUGAUUUAUGAAAAGGCCAGUUAAACUAAAAGGAAUCUGUUUCUGGACUGUCAUGAGUAGACGUUGUAUAACCUCCACUUAAAGUCUUGCACGCACACGUGAAACACUUUUCCACCACCACACACAAACAUGCACACAGUCCCACACAAACACACAGACACACACCCAACUCCUGCUGCUGUGUGAAAGACACUGGUUUCUGGAACUGGAGGAUUUUUAGUGUUGGUCGGUCAGUCGUAGACUAUUUAUUUCACUUUCCUGUCUGAUAAGAGUAAAUAUUCAGCUAGCUACACCUGAUCUGUGUCUCUGACUGUGUGCAACCAGAAGGAUGCCACUGUAAUUUUAAGCACUUAUUAAAUAGUCCGUUUGCGAGAACACACAAUGAAAGUUUGCUCUUACACUGUAAUCAAGAUUGACAGGAGUGUAUUAAAGCUUCAAACCUGCAGUUCUCUCUCACACACACGUUUUUCUGUAGCUCGUCUGACCACACGAACACCUCUGAAAGGCUACAGUAGGCUAAAAUCCUCUCUUUUUAAAGACUAGAAUUGCAAAGGAGCUGACGAUGAAGUGCUGGGCACAGUGCUGCCUGGGUUUCAACCUUACAUUCCUUUUAUUGCUACAUAUUUUUUGUGCUGUACACGGGCCAAUGUACAAUGUUGCACGGCAUGGUUGGUGUGCUAUGAAGGCGACAGGAUGACUCCACAGUCUGGGUUUUAUUUAAACUUGUUUCUUACACUGAACUCAACACCGCUGAUAGGAAAUAAACGUGGAUGUUCCCUAUUACACUUAAAGGGACAGUGGGUUUUUUUUGUUUUUUUUUUUCAAAAAACAACAAAAAAAAGGACAAAAACCAAAUGUGGUGUUAAGUGACUUUUUAAUAAUGUACAGUUUUGGUGACUUUAAAUUUGUUCCUUUAUAUUUUUAGGACCAAUUCAUCAUUUUUAAGAGGAGGUAUUACAAGACUCUGUUGUAUUAAGGUGAUGUAACACGUGUGCAUCUGUAGAAUGUACUGUGAGUUGAAUAAAGAACCACAUCUAGUAGAAA